Molecule: messenger RNA, 1116 nt
Organism: Striga hermonthica
Lineage: Eukaryota; Viridiplantae; Streptophyta; Magnoliopsida; Lamiales; Orobanchaceae
Source: the annotation of a GenBank genome assembly
AUGGCCGACCAUAUCAAGGUGCCACCAAUCGGCUCUCCGUUGUACAUAUACCUGUCCGAUAGCACGGGAACUCCACUUACACAAGUUAUUCUCACCGGCAAGAAUUACUCGACAUGGGCCAAGGCAGUGAGGCGUGCUCUAGAAGCGAAGAACAAAGCAAGCUUCGUGGAUGGCUCCAUCAAACAACCGGCCAGUGACCAUACUGAUUUUCAUUGGUGGAAGAUGGGCCAACACCUUGGAGUGUUUUCACAAGGCAACGUACCACUCAUAUUGAAGGCGGAGAUUAGUCUGCUCCGCCAAAAUGGGCGUGUUGUGACUGAAUACUUCACGAAAUUGAAGGGCCUUUGGGACGAACUCGCCGACUACAACGAUGUGAUCGUGUGCACCUGCGCUGGGAGCCUCAUAACAUAUGACCGGCACCAUGUACCCAUACGGGGACCUCGUCCAAUUACGACGACUGAUGGCGCGGUCUCCCAUGCCACUUUUCGUGGGACCCCCACUGGUCCGGAAUUCUCACCGGGACACGAUUACACCUCAACCUUACCACCGCUCGAUUCCACAGCUAUGGAAAGCCCAUUGGGCUCGCUCGGACCGACAGACCCUCCACAAACCAACAAUUCUGCCGAGCCUUCUCUAACUCGGCCAACCAUGUCCGAACCGACUGAUCCAAACACGCCGGUGCCCAUACUAGCGCAACAGGCUCCUCCAGCCACGACUGAGACCACCACUCCGACUACCUUGGCUUCCCCACCAGAGCCUCCAACUGAGAAUUCCACGCCAAUGGUCAUGGCUCCUCAACAGCCCCUGAUUGAGCUACCAGCGCGAGCCACUGCACCUCCCGAACCGCAUCAUCCGCGACGACCACCUCGCCCACGGCACCCGUCUGCCCGCCUCGACGAUUAUCAUUGUUACUCGGCUAUGCCGACCCCCUCUUGUCUCGUACCCUCUUCAUCGACUUCUUCAGGUACGGUCUACCCACUCGAGCAUUUUGUCAAUUAUAAUGGUUUUUCUCAGUCUCACUUGGCCUUCCUAGCUGCACUUGAUUCUGAAGUUGAGCCCAGGGAUACCUGCUUGUCAACUGCUGCGCCUCAACGCAUUUCGGGGAGAACCAGCUAG